CCGACCGCAUAUCGACCUGUCGACCCGCGAUGCGACGUGAUGCGACGCGUUGCGAUCUCCGCAACCGUCAGAUCCACCGCCAACAGUCGUGUCCGAUCGCCGGUUACUUUUCGCCCCGCCAGGGUCUCCGCCUGAUGGACUCAUCGUCGGCUGUUCUCGCCCUCCGGACCGCCUCUGCUUGGUGGGAUGAGGUGAACGAUUCCAGUUUGUGGCAGGAUCGCAUCUUCCACGCCCUCUCCCUUCUCUUCGGACUCAUCUCCGCCGUCGCCCUUAUUCAGUUAAUUAGGAUCGAAUGUAGAGUACCAGAAUUUGGAUGGACGACGCAGAAGGUCUUCCACCUCUUGAACUUCCUUGUGAAUGGCGUUCGGUCACUGGUGUUUGUAUUCCGUCGGGGCGUCCAGAAAAUGAACCCUAUAAUUCGACAUAUUCUUCUGGAUUUGCCUGGUCUUGCAUUCUUCACUACCUAUGCUCUACUGGUUUUAUUUUGGGCGGAAAUAUACUAUCAGGCACGUUCUGUAUCUACUGAUGGGCUUAGACCAACGUUCUAUACAAUUAAUGCAGUGACCUAUGUAAUUCAGAUUGCUCUUUGGUUGGUCUUGUGGUGGAAGCCAAUCCAAGCAAUGAUCAUCAUAUCCAAGAUAUUCUUUGCAGGUGUCUCAUUCUUUGCUGCCCUUGGUUUUCUUCUGUAUGGAGGGAGGCUUUUCUUAAUGUUGAAACGUUUUCCUGUUGAAUCAAAAGGGCGACGCAAGAAGUUACAGGAGGUUGGUUAUGUUACCACUAUAUGUUUCCUAUGUUUCUUGUUGAGAUGCAUUAUGGUGUGCUUCAAUGCUUUUGACAAAGCUGCAGACCUUGAUGUACUGGACCAUCCAAUUCUGAACCUUUUAUACUACCUGCUUGUAGAAAUUCUGCCUUCAUCUUUAGUACUCUUCAUCUUAAGGAAAUUACCGCCUAAACGUGGGAUCACUCAGUACCAUCCAAUCCACUAGAUGGAGACCGAUGCGACUUUUGUUUUCAAAGAACCCACAAUAAACCAAUUGCCUACAUAUCCAUUUCAUGCUGAAGUUUUCUGGGAACAAAUCAACAGAAGUGGCAUCCUCUGGUGGCGGUACAACUGUUCAAAGAAUUAGAUUUGCUUUUAUGUAGUUUGUAGGAAUAUAAUCAUUUGUUUUGAGGUUCGUAUAGCUACUAGCAAUAUUCUUUGGUUUAUCCUGCUUAGUAAUUCUACUCUGGCAUCUGUAAUUUGUUGGUGAUAUUUAAUUUGACAUUUAUUUGAUAGUUUUAAGGUCCGUAUAGCUGAUGUUUAUUUGAUACACACACAAUCUAAGUAUUUAUUGCUUAGAUCAUAUAAUCCAUUAUUUCAGUUACAUAUGUAA
This is a messenger RNA of Musa acuminata AAA Group (dessert banana), 1373 nucleotides long. Its product is annotated as tobamovirus multiplication protein 3. The transcript has 12 exons. The coding region runs from base 30 to 986 and encodes 318 amino acids. The record is from RefSeq and is a predicted model, not a curated record. NCBI's taxonomy places the organism in Eukaryota, Viridiplantae, Streptophyta, Magnoliopsida, Zingiberales, Musaceae.